AUGGCGCAGCAAAGAAAUCAGCCGGAUUCAAAGAAAUUCUCUUGUUCCAUCUGUCUGGAUCUACUGAAGGAUCCGGUCACUACUUCCUGUGGACACAGCUACUGCAUGGACUGUAUUAAAACACACUGGGAUGGAGAGGAUCGUAAGAGAAUCUACAGCUGCCCUCAGUGCAGGAAGACUUUCACACCGAGGCCUGACCUGCAGAAAAACGUCCUGUUAGCAGAGUUAGUGGAGGAGCUGAAGAAGACUGGACUCCAAGCUGCUGCUGCUGAUCACUGCUAUGCUGGACCUGAAGAUGUGGCCUGUGAUGUCUGCACUGGGAGGAAGAUGAAGGCUGUCAAGUCCUGUCUUGGCUGCCUGAUUUCUUACUGUGAAAAUCACCUCCAACCUCACUAUGAUGUGGCUCAACUACAGAAACACCAGCUGGUGGAACCCUCCAAGAACCUCCAGGAGAACAUCUGCUCUCGUCAUGAUAAGAUGAAGGAGAUUUUCUGUCGCACUGAUCAGCAGUUGAUCUGUCAUCUCUGCACAAUGGAUGAACAUAAAGGCCAUAAAACAGUCCCAGCAGCAGCAGAAAGGAAGAAGAAGCAGAAGAAGCUGAAGGUGAGUCGACUAAACAUCCAGCAGAGAAUCCAGGACAGACAGAAAGAUGUGAAGCUGCUUCAACAGGAGCUGGAGGACAUCAAUGUCUCUGCUCAUAAAACAGUGGAGGACAGUGAGAAGAUGUUCACCCAGAUGAUACAUCUCAUCCAGAAAAGACUCUCUGAGGUGAAGCAGCAGAUCAGAUCCCAGCAGGAGACUGAAGUGAGUCGAGUCAAAGAGCUUCAGGAGAAGCUGGAGCAGGAGAUCAGAGAUCUGGAGAGGAAAGACGCUGAGCUGAAGCAGCUCUCAGAUACACCAGAUCACAGCCAGUUUCUCCACAACUACCCCUCAGUGUCAGCACUCAGUGAGUCCACACACUCAUCCAGCAUCAACAUCCGUCCUCGGAGACACUUUGAGGACGUGACAGCAGCUGUGAAGGAGCUCAGAGAUCAACUACAGGACAUUCUGAGGGACACACGGACAAACAUCUCACUGGCAAUCACUGAAGUGGAUGUUUCACUGUCAGGACCAGAACCAGAACCAGAACCAAAGAGCAGAGAUGAGUUCUUAGAAUAUUCAAGAGAAAUCACUCUGGAUCCAAACACAGCAUUCAGAUAUCUGGAAUUGUCUGAGGAGAACAAAAAAGUGACAGUAAUGAGAGAAGAACAACAUUACCCCGGUCAUCCAGACAGAUUCAUUGACUAUUUUCAGGUCCUGAGUAAAGAGAGUCUGACUGGACGUUGUUACUGGGAGGUGAGAUGGAGAGGAAGAGUUUAUGUAGCAGUCGCAUACAAGAAUAUCUGCAGAAAAGGAAACUCGAAUGAAUGUAUAUUUGGACGAAAUGACAAAUCUUGGGCUUUACGUUGUCACACCAACAGUUACACAUUUUUAUACAACAACACUGAAACCCCCGUCUCUGGUCCUCGGUCCUCCAGAAUCGGAGUCUAUCUGGAUCACAGAGCAGGUAUUCUGUCUUUCUACAGCGUCUCUGAAACCAUGACUCUCCUCCACAGAGUCCAGACCACAUUCACUGAACCCAUACAUGCUGGAGUUUAUCUUUUUGGCUAUGGAGUCACUGCAGGGUUCCCUAAACUCAGAUAGAGUAAAUCCAGAGUCUGAGGGUCGGUUCAGUUUACUUCUGUAGUUGCAGCAUUAAUUAGUCACAUGACAACGGAACUGACUGAUUCUUAAAUGUUUCAGUCAUUUUUAAAUCUGCUUUCAGCUUCUGAAAUGUGAAUAUCUGUCUUUUAUCUGGCACCAGGAUGCCGGUGUUUCCAUUUUAAUAUUCUUUGGCCUUCAUGUGGCACCAGGAUGACAGCUGUCCAGUUCUGUCCACUGGAGAUGAUCCUCUGUGUACUGAGAUGUGAGAAGCCGGCAUUAGCUGACUUCUGUCAGGACAGCUGACCAAUCAGAGCAGGCUGCAAUUUUCAGAAGGUGGACUUUGAAAGACUGGAGCGAAAACUAUAUAUUUCAUACAGAGAGUGAAAAGAGAAAUAAGAACGCUACUUGGUUUUCGAACAGUAACGAUGUGAUGUUGAUUUUCAUGAUGGUGAAACUUCUCAAUGAGGCUGACCUGUUGGUUCAGUGUAGAAGCUGCAACAUGGUGAGUCUCAGUUUAAAGCAUCAGGACACAAUAAGUGAUGUUUGAUGGAGGUCUAUGUUGAUCCUGACAAAUUUUCCAACUUGUCACUGAACCACUCAGUGACUUUUUACAGGUGAAAUAUUUAAACAUCAACAACAAACAGAAAAUGUGCAUCUGAAUCAGCUUGACACAUGAAAUCACAAAAUUCACAUUUUUUUUUGCAUUUUAUUGUAAAUAUUUUCAUGUUUUCACAUUUUACCUUCUCAGAAACUAUUUUGAAACUUAAGAGUUGCAUGAAAAUGUAACAGUAAAUGACUUUUAAUGUCUUCCUGAAUCUUAUCUUUGCUUUCCUUUGAUUUGAAUUCAUGUUUCUUCAAUCUCAUGUUAGUGAUGCAUUUAUGGAACCAGCUGAGGUGAAGGAAAAAUCAGCUUUUAUUCAAAUGUGUACUUCAUUCCUGUAUAGAAUGUGUAGGAUUUGUAUUUUCUUGUGGAUUUUCUGGUUGAAAAUAAUGAUAUUUCAUUGCAGUCAGUAGUCAUUUAAUAAUCUGAUUUGGUGAUUUCUUAAAAUUUUGUUGGUGUGUUUUGUUUUGCUUCUAAAUUGUUGACAAACUUGUGAUUCAGCUUCAUGUUAAUCUGCAAAUAAACAACAAUGAAUAAACAGA
Molecule: messenger RNA, 2826 nt
Organism: Amphiprion ocellaris (clown anemonefish)
Lineage: Eukaryota; Metazoa; Chordata; Actinopteri; Pomacentridae
Product: tripartite motif-containing protein 16-like
Exons: 1
Coding region: 1-1683 (560 amino acids)
Molecular function (GO): protein binding; zinc ion binding
Source: RefSeq, a predicted model, not a curated record